UACAUAAUAUGAUGGAGAUUACAGAUAAAAAUCUAAAUAGAAUUCCAGAAGACGCUUCACAAGGCAAUAUUCCAAAUACAAAUGCUUUAAAAGAUUUCGGCACUAAAGACACAACCUAUGCUAAGACCAUGUUAAAGGAACUGCUGAGAUUUGACGUUCAUCAUCGAACUGAAAAGGACUUACGGGAACACGUCUCUCGAGUUCACUGUUUGGUUAGAAAGUGCACCUCGCUGAAGAAUCUAGUAGCUGUCACGAAGGACCUGUUGGCUUUGAGAAACACUGAAGUCGAGCAGCUCUGUAAAAAUAUAAAUAUUAUGGAGGAAAGAAUUCAUUUGGAAAGAAAUAAGCAACAAAACGUUCUUAAUACUUUGUCUGAGUCUGCAAGGUUGAACGAAGACAUUAAAGCACAAUACCAUUGUCAAAUAGAGAUGUUCAACGAUCUGCGAGCUCGGUACGAGGAGAAGGUGGCGCUCCUGGUGGCCGAGAACACGCAACUGUCAGAGUUGUUCGCGGAGCAGAACAUUAACAUGGUGGGAGAUGGAAUGGAGGGUAGACAUUGUAACAGUCCAGAAGAAACAAGAGAAAAGAAACAAAAGGGGUAUGGAGAGGGAGAAGUACAAUUAGGAGUAAUAAUGAAACCCAAGGGAGAUAACGAAGAAAAUAUUGCCACAUCAGGACCAGAGAUCAUUCAAUCUCUGCAACUCACAGAAAAUAUUAUAGACAAGGAAAUAUCAGAACACACAGGACAGGGGGAGGGGGAGACGUCUUGA
Molecule: messenger RNA, 770 nt
Organism: Homalodisca vitripennis (glassy-winged sharpshooter)
Lineage: Eukaryota; Metazoa; Arthropoda; Insecta; Hemiptera; Cicadellidae
Exons: 5
Coding region: 9-770 (253 amino acids)
Source: RefSeq, a predicted model, not a curated record